AUGGCGUCGGUCGCCCAUCAAGAGGUUUCCGGGCGGAACGACGAGGGCUGUGCCCCUUCACUCGUCGCCUACGAGUCGGAUACCGACUACAGCUGCGACUCGUUCGACUCUGACGUCGUUCUAUCGAGCAUGGAAGCGUGGAACGAGGCUAGGAUAGCUAACUCUGUGAAUGCACAGCCAACGCAUCCAUCGACACAUGAGCAGGGACAAGUCAAGCCGCCGCAAAUCGCACAAGACUUCUCAGCUCGCGGGGGAGAACGUAUCGAUAACACCGAACCCAAUCUGUGCCAGGAGCAGCAAGACCUGAUCGAUUUGAUUGCCAGCGGCCGCAAUGUCUUCUUCACAGGCUCUGCGGGAUGUGGCAAGUCCACCGUCUUGAAGGCUGCUGUUAGGAAGCUCCAGGACAUGGGCCGAACUGUCCACGUCGUGGCGCCGACUGGCCGAGCAGCCCUUCAGGUCAACGGUGCAACGACGUGGACCUACAUGGGGUGGACGCCUGAUAACCUCAGGCUUUCCAAGAAUAAGCUGAUAGAUUUAGUGUUCCGCAAGCAUGUCCGGAAACGUCUCAAGAAUACCGACGUGCUCAUCAUCGACGAGAUAAGCAUGGUCGAGAACCACCACCUGGAGCGUAUAAACAUUAGUAUGAAGGCGGCCAGGCGAUGGGGAGAGGACGCUGCGCCUCCGUUUGGCGGAGUACAGGUCAUCGUGACUGGCGACUUCUGCCAACUGCCCCCGGUGAAGCCCUUUGAACAUUGCAUCUUUUGCGGGCAAAAGACGGAGGCUAACGAUUACGAAACCGAGUUCGAUUGCCCCAAGAAUCAUGGGCCGUUUAAGGAGCGCGAGAAAUGGGCUUUUAUGAGCGAGGCCUGGGAAGAAUGUAAAUUUGUGUAUGUGGAGUUGAAGCAGAUACACCGACAGAAGGAUCAAGACUUUCUAAAGAUGCUGCGGAAAUGCCGACUUGGGAUUUCAUUCUCGCGAGAGGAGACGGAAAUCUUAAUGAAUCAUCCGUGCCACGUCACCAAUGCCACGCGACUCUUCUCGACAAAGGAGGAAGUGGCAAGGACCAACACAGACAAUUUUCGUAAGCUGCAGACUCCAAUAGUCAAAUACCAGAGCUUGGACGAGUUCAAUUGGUGCCAGGAUACUCAUCCUUAUUUGAAGCACUACAAUAAUCGCUCCCCAGACGGUUCCCUGGUACAGCUCAAGGAACACCGCCUAGAACGACAGGUACAACUAAGGAUAGGCAUGAUCGUGGUGCUACAAGUCAAUCUCGACCUCCGAGCGGGGCUCUGCAACGGCAGCCAAGGAAUCAUCUGCGGAUUCGAGGACUAUGAUCCUGCCAAACUCCCCAGAGCCAAGUCAAGCACGCGCUCAUCAUCUGCUGCGGAAUCCGCCACCAUAUACGGGGACUAUGCGUCUCUCAAAGAACGACAAGUAGAGCGCUUCAUGGCCGGACAGGAGAUGAAAAUUUGGCCCCGAGUGCUCUUUCAUAACGGCCAAAAGCGCACUAUUUACGCAGAGUGCACAGUCAACUCGUUCGGCCACAAAGAGCCUUACUCACUCUUGCACCGCACGCAGAUUCCCCUGAUGGCCGCCUGGGCCAUCAGCAUCCACAAAAGUCAGGGGAUGACGCUGGACCGCGUCAUCGUCGACGUUUCGAAGGCAUUCGAAGAGGGUCAGGUGUACGUCGCCUUGUCGAGGGCGACGGGUCUGCAUGGGCUCAAGAUUCAGGGCAGCCAGGAGGGUCUGUCGGUUGGGCGCGGAGGCAACGCCGAUGUCCAACUUUUCUCAGGGAGAAGUUUGGAUCCGGAUCCGGGCUCCCGUCCUUAUAUCCUUGAACGGCCCAUGGCUUUCAGGUCGCAGCUGACCGUUCGGGGCGAAAUAGCAAACUGGCUAAUUGUGCUUUGCCUGUUGACAUCUCCCGAACAAUGCUGA
Messenger RNA from Metarhizium acridum CQMa 102, 1935 nucleotides. RefSeq lists its product as uncharacterized. Gene Ontology annotation, molecular function: DNA helicase activity; single-stranded DNA binding; ATP hydrolysis activity. Gene Ontology annotation, cellular component: mitochondrion; nuclear replication fork. Lineage: Eukaryota; Fungi; Ascomycota; Sordariomycetes; Hypocreales; Clavicipitaceae. Gene Ontology annotation, biological process: DNA repair; replication fork reversal; telomere maintenance. The record is from RefSeq and is a predicted model, not a curated record.